UAGCUAAUAAAUACGAGGCUAUAAAGAAACUUGGUUUACUUAAUAUUAUACUUACAAAAUCGUGACUCUCCUAAAUUCAGUUUAAUUUUUGGCUAACAUAAAGUCAUUUCUGUCAGAUCUCGAACGGCUUGAACCGAUUAUUUAUGUUCUAUUUGAGUUAAUUAAAUUAUGUACUUACCUACCGAUGGCCCUCAGCCAGAAAUUUUGAAUUUCAGAAAUAUUACAGCAUUUAUAUGGUGAAUUCCCUGACAAUUUCAGAACGUGCCCUGCAUAUAAUAUAGUACCUAUAAUCAACCAAAUCUCAUGAAAUAUGGACAUAGACAAUCCAACUCCAGAAGAUCUGCAGAGGAAGCUGUAUUUCCUGAUGGAGCAACUCCAGUUGAUGGCUAGUGAACUACCACCAAAGUACCAAAUGCGUCUCCCAUACGAACUAUUGUCUGGUUUGGCCAACAGCUUACUCAAUGAUACCAUUUUCGAAAUCGUCAAAGGGCUGAUGGAAAUACAACACGUAACGGAAAAACACUUGUUUCAACAGAGGUUGCAACUUAUCAAUCAACAACAAAUCGAAAGUCAACAAGUGUUGUCUGAGCUCAGAACUGAAGGCGAAAAAGAGCCUGUCAAGCAGGCUCUGUUUCAGAGACAUAAGGACGAACUGAAACAGCAGGAUAUGAAACUGGUGCUACAGCUAGAUCAGAAGGUUGCAGAUCAGCAAAGUACUUUAGAAAAAGCUGGCGUACCUGGCUUUUAUAUUACCAACAAUCCCAUGGACAUCCAAGUUCAGAUGCGAUUGUGCGAUUUUAUUAUAAGACUUAGCAAGAUGGAAGUGCCAAGGUAACACUUGGUUGUACUAUGCCAAUGAGACAAUGGUCCUUAUUAUAC
This is a messenger RNA of Copidosoma floridanum, 879 nucleotides long. RefSeq names its product gonadal protein gdl (gene gdl). Lineage: Eukaryota; Metazoa; Arthropoda; Insecta; Hymenoptera; Encyrtidae. The record is from RefSeq and is a predicted model, not a curated record.